AUGGAGAAAAAAAGGGAGGGGGAAAAGCGUAUUCGUUCCCCCCAAACCCGCCUCCCCGUUCAGCGCGGCGGGGCGGGGUGGAAGAAGAUAAUCUGGGCACCGCCCCCAGAAACCCCACCGUCGGUUUUGCGCCGGGCCCUUCAGGCCAUUCUUGGGGGAGGGGGGUGGUGGGUUUUUGCCGGCGGAACCCCGAUAGGAUCUUUCCCGUUCCCUCUUGAAGAAAAGGGCGUUGGGGGAAAGGAGGGGAAGGCGGCCGCAUCAAAAAAAAACGGUGGUCCUUUGUGCCUGUUUUUCUGUAUGUGGGUUUCCAUUCUGUGA
Molecule: messenger RNA, 318 nt
Organism: Trypanosoma theileri
Lineage: Eukaryota; Euglenozoa; Kinetoplastea; Trypanosomatida; Trypanosomatidae
Exons: 1
Coding region: 1-318 (105 amino acids)
Source: RefSeq, a predicted model, not a curated record